Messenger RNA from Anolis sagrei ordinatus, 1969 nucleotides. NCBI's taxonomy places the organism in Eukaryota, Metazoa, Chordata, Lepidosauria, Squamata, Anolidae. The record is from RefSeq and is a predicted model, not a curated record.
AUGAAGAGUCCGGUGAGUGAGGCGUUGCUAGGCCCAAAUCCUUCUUCUCCUCCCCUGGUGUCGUUUUUCCCGGCGAUUCCGAGCCUGCUGUACUGGAGCGUCUUCUCCGAGGAGUGCGAGGCGCUGGCUCUGAGGGCGGCAGCGGCGGAAGCGGAGAGGCCUACUCCUCCUCGGCCUUUUGGGCCUCUUCGGCUUCCGUCUACUAUUGAGGCCGAGACGCUGACGCCGCUGUGGACGGACUCGAUCCUGAGCGAGACCUUCACGCAGACGCCCUCGAGCCCCAACCGCACCUUUUGCUGCGAAGGGAAGAAUGCCUCGGCCUUGGAGGCUACUUACUCAAUCUGCGGCGAGGCUUCGGCCCGCUCCUCUGGGCUCUACCGCACCUUCGAAGAGGAGGCCGCGCCCCUGGUCACCUCCACGCCGGCCCCGCUGGCGGAGGAGGUGAACGCGAGGGCGGGGAUUGGGAGAGGAUGCUCCCAGGGGGAGGCGAGCGCGAAGAAGAGGCGCCUCUCCCCCGGAAGUAGGUCUCCAGGCUGCCCAACGCCAAAGAAAACAGCCCUCCGAGGGAAAGGCGCCCCAAGGAAGGCCUCAGGAGGAAGGCCCAAGGAGAAGGAGGGCGGCAGAGUCGCCAGGCCCAACCCGGGCAAGAAGCAACUACCUUCUGGAAUGAAGACUGGUUUAGCAGAAGUGCCCCAGGAGAAGAAAUCUGCCCUGUCGGCUCAGCUGCAUUCACAUCUUGCCAGAAAGCCUCCGUUGGGUAGUUCAGUGGCCCAUCAGGUUCCAAAGCUUCAGGAGGAGAACAAGCCUUCCAGAACCAAGCUCCCGGUUCCUGCAGCUGGAGGCCCCAAGACAAGCAAGAUGGGAGUCCAGAAACCUCCCAAAGAGAAAGAACUGAAGACGGAAUCAAACCAGAAGCAACUCAUAGCUAAGAGCUUGUCUCAAAGUGCAGGCCUGGAUGGGAGGCGUACAGGUGGAGCUUUGAUGCCAGUGGGACAGAUCCCCAGGGAUGCUCCAGGGCAUGCAUCUUGUUUGCAGUGUCAACGGCUGCUUCGGGAAAACCAGCUCCUGGCUGAAGAAAUUCAGCACCUGAAGACCCUACUGGAAAGCUACCAGGGAACCUCUUCUUGAACAUCUUACAUUCAAUGACAGACCUUGUCCCUUGUGUUGUAGCACAUACUGAUGUGGGGACCUUGCCAUCUCUUGCUGGGUUGUCUGUGCUAAUUUUUUAUUUCCUGCAUUUGUACCCUGCCCUUCUCACCCCUGGGGGGGAGGGGGUUGAAGUCCAAAAGACCUGGAGGGAGGGCUGAAGAUGGUCUACAUCAGGCUUGAGCAAACUUCGGUCCUCCAGGUGUUUAGGACUUCAACUCCCACAAUUCCUAACAGCUGGUAGUUGAAGUCCAAAACACCUGGAGGGCCAAAGUUUGCCCAUUCCUGCUUUAUAUGCACCUCAAGUGUGCAUGGCUAAAGUGCUCACCUGUGCAUUUAUAUUGGAAGAUUUUGACUCAUAUAUAGAAGAUUCACUGGCGUACAUCCCAUAAAUGCAUGUUGAGCAAUUCCUGCUAUGUAUAUAUUAUUUAGUUAACACAAAAAUUACAGGAGAUAUAGAAGGCCUUUUCCAAAUAGAAAUAUUUUGCACGUUAAACCUCAAAAUGAAGCCCUUUUAAUAUUUGCACAACAAUCAUGAAGGCAUAUGCUGCCAAAUGUCACUAGCCAGGUGACAGCCAUCAUCUUUCAUUCACAUCUGCUGCUACUGAGUUUAUGUAUCGUAAACAGUAUUUUUCUGAGUAAGUUAACAGAAAAGUGAAAGUUGUGUGGCACCUUCAAGACGAAUGAAGUUUAUUGUGAUGCAAGGAAUUUUUUAUUGUGCGUUGAAACUUUAUGAGAUGUGUGAAGGUUUCUCCUGUAACUAACAAUUUUGUAUAUAAAAAUGCUUUUAGAGAGAUUUAUUAUUAAAUGACAAUUGGUAAAA